AUGGCUGCACUCCCCAUCGCGACUGCACACGACCUGCCCGUCGACGCUGCCUUCACCAAGGGCCUGCCCAAGAUUGAGCUUCAUGCCCACUUAACCGGCAGCAUCAGUCGCGACUGCCUGCACGCCAUAUGGGAGACAAAGAAAGCACGGCAACCUGACUUCGACCUCGAGGACCCCUUGGUCGCCAUACCCGCGGGCAAGGUCGACUACGAUAUCAAAACGUUCUUCCCGCUGUUUUCGUCAUACAUCUAUCGCCUUUGCAGUGAUUUGCCGAGCAUCCAGUACUCCACCAGGGCUGUGUUGCAAGACUUCCAGGAUGAUGGGGUAGUAUACGUUGAGCUUCGAACGACCCCAAGAGCGAUUCUUGGAGAGGGCGUAACCAAAGAUGAUUAUGUGAAGACCGUUUUGGACAUACUCAAUGCCCAUAACGACGAUGCUAGCAACACUAUGCGAGCUUUCCUCAUACUGUCAAUCGACCGUCGCAACAACAUCGCAGACGCGGAAGAAGUCGUGGAUCUCGCCAUCAAGUAUCAGUCCGCCGGCGUUGUCGGUGUCGACCUCUGCGGCGACCCAGCGAAAGGUGACAUUCGCAUGUUCGGCGACAGCUUCGCCCGGGCAAAGGCUGCAGGACUGAAGAUCACGCUGCACUUCGCCGAGAGCGAAAAUUCUUCCUCGGAUUUGGAGUUGCAAACACUCCUGUCAUGGCAACCUGACAGACUGGGUCACGUCAUACAUGUCAAAGAUGAGUUCAAGAAGACCAUCGAAGAGCACGGAAUCGGCGUUGAGCUGUGCCUCAGCUGUAACAUUCAUGCUAAGAUGAUCACGGGCACUUACUCGGACCACCACUUUGGAGUGUGGCGACACAGCAGUGUUCCCGUCGCUCUGAGCGUACGUUAA
This is a messenger RNA of Alternaria viburni, 897 nucleotides long. RefSeq lists its product as uncharacterized. The record is from RefSeq and is a predicted model, not a curated record. The transcript has 4 exons. NCBI's taxonomy places the organism in Eukaryota, Fungi, Ascomycota, Dothideomycetes, Pleosporales, Pleosporaceae. Gene Ontology annotation, molecular function: adenosine deaminase activity. Gene Ontology annotation, biological process: inosine biosynthetic process; adenosine catabolic process. Bases 1 to 897 code for a protein of 298 amino acids.